Messenger RNA from Pseudophryne corroboree (corroboree frog), 2650 nucleotides. It is a transcript of the gene UBAP1, whose product is annotated as ubiquitin associated protein 1. The transcript is spliced from 7 exons. Gene Ontology annotation, molecular function: ubiquitin binding. Gene Ontology annotation, cellular component: ESCRT I complex. The record is from RefSeq and is a predicted model, not a curated record. Lineage: Eukaryota; Metazoa; Chordata; Amphibia; Anura; Myobatrachidae. The coding region runs from base 167 to 1624 and encodes 485 amino acids. Gene Ontology annotation, biological process: ubiquitin-dependent protein catabolic process via the multivesicular body sorting pathway.
UGCCUCCCCAUCAUCUCCUCCCGUCACCGCGUGCAGCCCCAGGCGUCACGUGGGCUGGGCGCGCUGACGUCACACGCUGUCAGGCGGAGGAAGGAGGAAGUGACACAAGAUGGCUGCUGGCACCGGGGAUCGGGCUGUGUAGGAUCGGGGCGGCAGCGGACUCUAAAUGGCUUCUAGGAAGUCCACGUCAGAUAUACAUGGGCCCUUCAGUUACCUAGAGGACGUCCCCUUCAAGAUCGGCGAGAAGUUUAGAGUGCCGGAUAAAGUUGGCUUGCCUGUUGGGUUCUGUGUGCCGGACAUCAGCCAGAUAAUUGGCGAGGUUCAGUAUGACUUCUCCCUGGAGAAGAAGACCAUCCAGUGGGCUGAGGAAAUCAAACAGAUCAAAGCUGCCCAGAGAGAAGCCGAGCUGAAGGCGGAAGCUGCUCGUUCCCAAGCGAGCGCGGACACCCCAGGAGAGAGCGGGGGGGAUGAAAGCCGGCGGUUCCCCCAUUCCAUCAACCACUUCCUGGCCAGUCUGCAGCACAACAACAUCUUGACUCCCACCCCGGCCACACAGCAGAAAGUGCUGAGUGCUCCUCACACCCUGGCAGACUUCAACCCUGCUGACUUUGAGUGCGAGGAGGACCCCUAUGACAAGUUAGAAUUAAAGACUAUUGAUGAGAAAGAAGAAUUAAGGAACAUUCUUUAUGUCCAUAUUAUGCCUGCUCCAAACCCAGACUCCUGUAAGUCGGAAGUGGAGAAAGAUGAGGAGUCUCUUUCUGCCAAGGAACAAGAAACCUUGGACUUCAAGAACCUCCGCAAGCCCAAUGGUUUGAUCACUUUACCGCAGCUGGAAAACUGUGAGCACCCGCUCGCAUCUUCCAAAGUGUCCCUCGCCCCCAUCAACUUGGUCAGCAAUAUCAAAUCCCUCUCUUUCCCCAAACUGGACUCUGACGAGGGCGAUGAGAAGAUAGUAUUCACACGCACUGCCUGUCCACCCAACGGCACCUAUCUGGAAUCCUUAAAGUCCAGCUCUCCACACAACGGCGGUGAACUGAACGGGCACCUCGUGUGGAGUCCGUCCUUGCAUUUAGACAGUGGAACGACACAGUCAGCGCUACCGCCUUCAUCUCUGGCCACCGUUGUAUCCGUCGCCGGUACCGGAGGAAUAACAAGAACCUAUUUCAGCAGUGAUACGCAGAUAACCGCUCAUCAGGUUCCUACGUCCAAAGUGCCAAACAGUGUGACUAGCGUGAAGCGGCUCAACGUGUCCAACUACGAGGAGCUGCUCCAGGCCAUGUCCGGCAGCGAGCGGCAGUGCGCGGAGACUAUCAUCAGCAUGGGGUAUUCCUAUGAGCAUGUGAUGAGAGCCAUGCAGAAGCAAGGGCAGAACGUGGAGCAGGUUCUCGAGUACUUGUUCAUCCACUCCCAGCUGUGCGAGAAGGGGUUUGAUCCUCUGCUUGUGGACGAGGCACUGGAGAUGUAUCAGUGUUCAGAGGAAAAGACGAUGGUAUUCCUCCAGCUAAUGAGCAAAUUCAGAGAGAUGGGAUUUGAACAGAAAGAGAUUAAGGAAGUUUUGUUACUCCAUAGCAAUGACCAGGACAAGGCCCUGGAGGACCUAAUGGCUCGGGCCGGGGCCAGCUGAAUCCCCCGGAGAUCAUUCCACGUUAGGUUCUAAUAAAAUUCUCCUAUGAACACUAUCACAAGCUUUCCGUUCAGAGGGACGAGACGCAGGGAGCGAGGCUCCGCCGCGUCCGUCCGUGUUUCGCGUUACAAUUUGAUUUCCCUCGCACAGAAAUGCCAGCGUCACCAUAUUAUGUAAGAAGUGCCCUUCUACCUCCCAAACUUUCAAACACUUUGAGAAAUAAGGAGAUUUGGACCUUUGUGCACGAGAGCCGAGCAAUCGUCCUUUUUUUAUUUUACUUUUUAUUUUUGUUCUCAUUGUAACGGAAAAUACAGCGGAACGGAGAAGAUUAUUUGUUUGUGAAGCUGCUGUUUGCUUGUACUGGAAUACAGACAGGUGUGCUCUGAUAAGGCAAACGUUAGUGCAAUUCUGAUUAUUUUGUUCUUUUUGAAUAGUGCUACACUGGUCAUUAAACUACUCGCAAAGGCCUAGAGUAAAAAGCAGAAUGUCUAGCUAACCCUUGUUCCUUUUUCCAUCCAUCAUCCACUCCUGGCACGGAUAUUUUGGGGUUGCUGCAGUUUAGCACUGGUAAAGCUGUGACUGCUUAUCGGAAUAUUUAAAUAUAUGCUAAGUUAUUUGUAUUAAAAGCUUUAUCUGUGCAUCGGAAGUGACGUCUUAACCCCCAGCGCCCGAGGACUACGUUUUGGAAAUCCAUGCCGACCCUAAAAGCAGGUAAACGUGACCUGUGGCUGUACCGUAGCCGAGAGCUGAUGGCAGAUCUGGCCGGAUCGGCGACUGGCCGCCAGGCCACCACCAAAGGCCGGCCUGUCUGCGGGAGUCGCCUUUAUUUAAGCACUUUGUUCUCCCAGCUUCAGUUCUUACCAGAAUUAUAUCUAGUAUUUCAAAUCAUCUUUUGAUAGUACAAAAGUGUAUUAUGUUGUACAUUGUUUAAGAUAAAAUGUAAAUCUAAGUCUUGACGAAUAUAAGUAAUUUGCUAAAUAUUUUCUUUCUCCCUACAGAGGUACUAAUAAAACUGUAAAAUAAUAA